ACCAUCAGACACCCACGGACAUCAGAAUGAGUGACAAUGCUACUUUGGUUCCUCCAGCUUCAAACCAGGGUCCCACUACCCCACGCAAGGGGCCCCCCAAGUUCAAGCAGAGACAGACUCGCCAAUUCAAGAGCAAGCCUCCUAAGAAAGGUGUGAAAGGGUUUGGAGAUGACAUUCCAGGCAUGGAGGGGCUAGGAACAGAUAUCACAGUGAUUUGUCCCUGGGAGGCAUUCAGCCACCUGGAAUUGCAUGAGCUUGCUCAAUUUGGGAUCAUCUGAUGCACCAGAGGUUCUGCCAUCAACAGCAUCUGCUGGAGUUUUGAUUACUUUUGCCCUAUUGAUCUGCC
Odobenus rosmarus divergens (Pacific walrus) is the source of this 346-nucleotide messenger RNA. RefSeq names its product phosphodiesterase 6H, cGMP-specific, cone, gamma (gene PDE6H). The record is from RefSeq and is a predicted model, not a curated record. Gene Ontology annotation, biological process: positive regulation of G protein-coupled receptor signaling pathway; visual perception; positive regulation of epidermal growth factor receptor signaling pathway. NCBI's taxonomy places the organism in Eukaryota, Metazoa, Chordata, Mammalia, Carnivora, Odobenidae. Gene Ontology annotation, cellular component: photoreceptor outer segment membrane. The transcript has 3 exons. The coding region runs from base 27 to 278 and encodes 83 amino acids. Gene Ontology annotation, molecular function: cGMP binding; 3',5'-cyclic-nucleotide phosphodiesterase activity.